Molecule: messenger RNA, 2115 nt
Organism: Colletotrichum chrysophilum
Lineage: Eukaryota; Fungi; Ascomycota; Sordariomycetes; Glomerellales; Glomerellaceae
Exons: 2
Coding region: 1-2115 (704 amino acids)
Source: RefSeq, a predicted model, not a curated record
AUGUCACCAUUGGUCGGUUUCUCAGACAAUCAAUUCCGCACACGCGGCGAUCUCGUGCGGGCUGCCGCCGCCCUGAUCGGCCCAUUGGAGUUGUACAAGUCAACUGAGAAAGCACGAAUCAAGCUCGCGACAAAUACUGCUGCCGGGUUCGACGAGGUCUCGGCCCAGUUGGAGGGAUUCGCCCGCCCGCUUUGGGUGGUUGCUAGCCUCCUCCGCGAACCCAGCUUCGACGCCAACAAUGGCGUGGAUCUCAGUUCUUGGACGACGGGACUAGUGGCAGGCACCGAUCCUGGAUCUGAGGAGUACUGGGGCAACGUGGGAGAUAUUGAUCAACGGAUGGUGGAGAUGGAGUCCAUCGCAUUUACACUCUUGACCUCCCCCGACGCGUUCUUGGCAUCAUGCGACGGAGAGGCCAAGGGGAGAUUGCGGACUUGGUUAGGCCAAAUCAACGGCAAGAAGAUGCCACAGAACAAUUGGCGCUGGUUCCGUAUCUUUGUCAACCUUGCUCUUGUCAAGACUCUUGGCGUUCAAAUGGAAAGUGUGCGUCACUUCAUGGAGGAAGACUUCGAGUUGCUAGAUUCGUUCUACCUUGGCGAGGGUUGGUCUAGCGAUGGGCUUUGGGGAGAGGAAAGGAAGCAAGCCGACUACUACUCUGGCAGCUUCGCCAUCCAGUUUGCCCAACUCUUGUUUGUCAGGUUUGCUGUGGGUGAUGAAGAGAGGGUAGAGAGGUACAAACAGCAGGCAAGGGAGUUCGCGUCGACUUAUUGGAGAUAUUUCGAUACCAAUGGAGCUGCGAUACCUUUCGGCCGAAGUUUAACGUACAGAUUCGCCUUUGCGGCUUUUUGGGCCGCUGCGGCAACGGCUGAUGUCAGUUUGCCAGCUCCAAUUGACAAUGUCGGAGCUGUCAAAGGCUUGCUUCUUCGGCAUCUCCGCUGGUGGGCCAAGCAACAUGAUAUGUUCAAUACAGACGGGACGCUAAGCAUCGGCUUCGCAUAUCCUAACAUGUACCUGAGCGAAGACUACAACUCGCCGCAGUCGGUGUACUGGUGUCUGAAAAGCUUCAUAGUACUAGGACUCGACGAAGACCACCCCUUUUGGACAAGCGAGGAACUACCUCAUCCACUUGACGGCGCACAGUGGAAAAGCAACAGGAUACCGAAUCAUGAGGGUUUGAAUCGUAUCGAGGGGGUCUGGCCCCCUAGGCAGAUCCUCUGCAGCACCCCUGAACACCACUUGUUCUUGUCUUCGGGGCAGAUGACAACCAAGACGUUCAAAGCAAGGGAGGCCAAGUAUGGCAAGUUUGCCUACUCUUCUGCCUUUGCAUUCAGCGUGCCAACAGGGAACAUGCUUACGCAGAUAGCCCCUGACAGCACACUCUGCGCUAGCAACGACGAUGGCGAUAGCUGGAAGGUCCGGUGGGAACCCACUGAUGUGCGUCUCGAGGCCACAUCUAUCAUCAACAGAGACGAAGUGUCCUUUGAGGUACAAUCUCUGGUCAGCACCUGGAAGCCUUGGAAGUAUCUUGACUUGUGGAUCGAGACGACCUUGGUGCCUGCCAUGGAACACUUCCCAGGGUGGCACGUUCGGGUCCACAAGAUCAAUGUAGGAUCCAUGGCGGAUACUCCUUCAUGGAUAGACAGCAUCCAGCUUGUUGACGGAGGCUUUGCCAUUGCCUCUCACACGACGAAGGGCAACUUCUUGCCAGAAGUAGCCUUUCAGGGGCUUGGGGGAGAAGACUUCACCCAACAAACUGACAGCGCCCUUGUUCUUUCGACGGCCGGUGCGAGCGGUAUCGUGGACCUCCCGAUGAAGUUCGAUAGUGUCGGAGGCAUCGUUGGCCAAGAAGGAGCAUCGGGUGUUAAGAGCGAGGUCUUUGUACUAAAGGCUGACCCUAACACCAACUUGAUCGCGCAAAGAACUUUCAUUCCGGCUGUCAAGCACCGUAUUAGCUUGCGUCAACAUUUUUCUGCGGAUCAGAAAUCACUGCACCUUUCCUCUGGCAUUUUUGCUUUCAGUUCUCAGGCCAACUUGGAAAAUGUUGCUAGCAGGAACAUUUGGCAAGAACGUCCUCGAGUGGAAAUUGCACAUGGCAAAAUACGCAUUCAUGCUUCUUAG